This is a messenger RNA of Penaeus chinensis, 1371 nucleotides long. RefSeq lists its product as uncharacterized. The transcript is spliced from 6 exons. The record is from RefSeq and is a predicted model, not a curated record. Lineage: Eukaryota; Metazoa; Arthropoda; Malacostraca; Decapoda; Penaeidae. The coding region runs from base 511 to 1371 and encodes 286 amino acids.
AGUUGGCACUAGGCUCAUUCUGCGAGAACGAGUGCCCAGUGCCUGUCGUGUCCGCAUCUGUUCGUUUCUUGUCCGCACUUCGAGAGAGAUAAAGUUCAAUUCAUUCGCUAAACUAUUGUGCAAAGACGGUAAUAUAUUAUGAAAGAAUUAUGAUGUUCUUGAAAAAAAUUGUUUGACAUGAAUGAGGAAGUGUUAUAUUGGUUCAAUUAAGUAUAGAACUAAUUCAUUAAGAUCCUUUCAGAGCAGGUUUCAAAAAGAAAUAAAGUGAAAUAGAAUACAAACUAACCUGCAUUGCGAAUGACCCCCCCAAAAAAUUGAAAUAAAAUAAAAAGAAAAGAAAAAUACUAAAAUCAAAGAACAAACAAGCCAGAACCAAGUGAUACAAACAAACAAACAAAAAUAUAUCAAACCAACUAUCGGAAAAAUACAACAACAACAAAAAAAUAGAGAAAAUUAGUGUUUAUUUUUAUCUCAUUUAUUUUUUUAUCGACUCUUCUCCCCUUCGCCAAAAUGCCUCUCCGCCACCAACCAGACACGCUACAGAAAAAUGCAAUGAAGUCAAUUGCUGUGAAUUUCGACUACAUCUGCUACCGGGCGGAGAACAAGGCGGAAAUGGCCAAAAUGGUCAGCGACGACACAUAUCUGAAAGUGGAAGGGCCUUUUAAACAUUUGCCUGGAGUCCUGUGUCAGGGGAUAAUUGAUGUCAUCAAGCGAACAUGUUCUCGUGUUCGAAGAGAACAUCUGUGGCUUCUUCUCCAAGAUUCUGUGACUGAAUUUACUAUGACAGAAAUUGGGCCUCGCCGGAUUGCAUUUGACUUCAUCAUGCAGAAGUGCUCUCGCCUCCGCCGGCUGGACGUGGCCUAUCUGAGGUCAGUGGGUCCGGGAACCAUCAUGAAGAUGAUCCCGAAUCUCAAACACAUCAUGGUCCUCAACCUCAGCAUGACAGAGACCAUCGAUCAGGUCCUGGAGCUCAUCGGCCACAACUGCCCCGAGAUCCGCGAGCUGGACAUCUCUCACACAGCCAUAUCGGAACGCGGACUGCCCAGGCUCUGCUACGAUUCGACCCACGACCGCCCACUCUGCCAGAAGCUGACCAAGAUUAGCAUCAUGGGUUGCGUCAUUACUCCGCGGCCGGUUAGCUUCUUGCUGCAGUACAUCCCGACGCUGAGAGAGAUCGAUUAUGAUAAUAUAUUCCAGGUCUUCAACGUUAUGAAAGAAUGGGGUUUAACAGCGGCUAACAUCGGUACCUGUGAGAAAUUGCACCUGCGUCUCCUCACCUCAACAAACGAAGCUGUAGAUCCUGAAGAUGUUGAUAAUGCAAUCGAACUAUGUCCAUAUGCCACGGUGUGGUCGAUUCCACGAAGAAUAUAA